AUAGCUUUGUGGGGUCCACUUCUAUCUCCCCAAAUAUCUUUCUAUAAAUGAAUAUUGGUGCGUGUGGCAGCAGCACGAGAGAGGCACAUGCACGCACUAACAGAAAGUCAAAAACAAAAAAGAAAAAAAAGGAGAAGCUAAGUAAGUAGCAGAGGAAACCAAAAAAAACAUGGCAGGAGGCGGAGGAGCGGCGGACCACCGGCGGAGAUACUGCCACAGGGAGGUUCUGCCGUUCUCAGUCAUGGUAGUGAUGGAGUGCACAAACGUCGGACUCAACACUCUCUUCAAAGUCGCCACCAACAGCGGCAUGAGCCGCCACGUGUUCCUCGUCUACGCCUACGGCGUCGCCGCCCUUGUCCUCCUCCCCUCCCCUUUCUUCUCCCGCCGAUCAAGGGUGCUGCCUCCGUUGACUUUCUCUGUACUGUGGAAGAUCUUUAUACUUGGAGUCGUUGGAUAUACAUCACAGAUAAUGGGGUACACCGGAAUCAAUUACGGUUCUCCGACGCUUGCUUCCGCCAUGAGCAACCUUGCUCCGGCGUUCACUUUUGUGCUUGCCGUCAUUUUCAGGAUGGAAAAGGUAGCACUAUCAAGUACAAGCAGCCGAGCUAAAAUCAUCGGCACCAUUGUCUCAAUAUCGGGAGCUUUCGUAGUAACAUUUUACAAAGGCCCAAGCGUGACCGCCCCUCCAAUUUCGUUGCAUCAAUCACUUCAAUAUUCACCAUCUCAAUCAAAUUGGAUGAUUGGCAGUUUAUUCCUCUCCGUCGAAUAUUUUUUGGUCCCCGUUUGGUACAUUAUUCAGACACAUAUUAUGAAGGAAUACCCUGCAGAAUUGACUGUGAUCUUCUUCUACACCUCUUGUGUGAGCUUCUUAGCUGCUAUCGUCAGCUUUUUCGCGGAACCGGACUCGACUAAAUGGAUAAUCAAACCUAGUAUUGCUUUGGCUUCUGUCUUAUGCUCGGGAGUUUUUGGGUGUUGCAUUAACAACGCUAUUCACGCGUGGGCAUUGCAUUUGAGAGGGCCUGUCUACGUAGCUAUGUUCAAGCCUUUGUCUAUAGCCAUUGCAGCUGCCAUGGGAGUUAUUAUUCUCGGCGACACUCUUUAUCUUGGAAGCAUAAUCGGAGCAUCGAUAAUAGCAAUUGGAUUCUACACUGUAUUGUGGGGAAAAGCGAAAGAGGAUUUUGGUGAAGUUGAUGUUGAUGAUAGAGAUAUGGAGUCAGCUGCACAAAAGUAUCCCUUAUUACAAAGUUACAAAACCCAAGUUAGGUGAUUAUAUAUAUGUACAAUUAAACAACAACUAUGUGUAGAUGUUAAUAUGUAUCUAAUUAUUAUUAUAUAUGUAUAAUUUGCUCUUGUUUGAGGAUUAUGAGAUCCUAAAUUUUCCCAUGAACAUGGAAUAGUUGAGUUUGGGGCUUGUGGAUUUGGGCUAGUUUGAACUGAUUGAAUAGGAUAUUAAUUGGGCUUGCCAAUUGUGUACGUUAAAAGAAAUUAUCUAUAAAGAUUUUCAAAAGUUUUUAUUUA
Erythranthe guttata (spotted monkey flower) is the source of this 1518-nucleotide messenger RNA. RefSeq names its product WAT1-related protein At3g28050. The record is from RefSeq and is a predicted model, not a curated record. Gene Ontology annotation, cellular component: membrane. Lineage: Eukaryota; Viridiplantae; Streptophyta; Magnoliopsida; Lamiales; Phrymaceae. Gene Ontology annotation, molecular function: transmembrane transporter activity.